GCACGGAUAUAUUAGUGUUGUUACACUGCUGAGCAGAAAAACGCAGUUGUUGUUUUAAAUACAGGCAAUUUUAAAGGAAUCAUGCAAAAUUGGUAUGUUAAUAAGAGCUACGAAUGUCUCUUACAAAUAUAGCUUCGAAUAGUAAACGUUACUUCCGGCUGUUGUCAAGCGUUGGUAUGAUUGGCAGAAUAAACAUAAAAUAUCCAGAAACAUUUGGCUAAUAAAUCAACAUUUGUUGACAUUUAAACUGCAUUCUGAAAUGUGGGGAGAAAUCGAGCCCUGUGUUAAAGGGCAGGAGAUCGUGAAGAGCCGCGGGACUGACCAGAGACGGACACACUCUCCAGAUCCACCGCAGAAGACAGUAUUGUGGGGAGAAAUCGAGCCCUCCUCCAAACCUGACCCACCUACCUGGAGACCUGCUCCUCAAGACAGUCCAGCUGCUCCUCCUUGUCCUCCUAAGACAACUGCCAGAGAGGUCAACAACACACCCAGCUGCUCUGCAGAUUUGCAGGAUGAGCCGUCCAGCAGUCUCAGCUCAAUGAUAGAGACUAUAGCCGGCAGUGGGAGUCCAGUGAAAAGCCAGCAGCUGGGGGAUCCGGACUUAACUCUGGAGGAGAAGAGGGAGGUCUUAAUGGAUCAGUAUAGAUCUAGGCCUUUAGUCUUUCUGGAGCGCUAUCAGGCCCAUCUGAAGCCAGAGCACAUAGACGCUUUCUCACACCUGAGCAGCGACUGCAGGGUGCAGUAUUACUGUAAGGAGAUUCAGAGACGGGUGUCUGGAUCAGCUGACCGGAGAAGAGUUCGGAAUCACCGGUAUGCAGCUCUCCGGGCUCUUCAGAAAGAGGGCCAGUACUUCAGCGAGGAGCAGAUGCGUGUGCGAGACCCGCUGCUGUACGAGCAGUACAUCGGUCAGUACCUCAGCGAAGACGAGAUCCUGCAGCGCUCAGAGGAGGCCAUGAGGAGCGGCACAGGAGGACUUGCUGACCUCCUCAUCAACUCCUACCAGGAGAAACUCAUCCAGAGCCGACUGGAGCAGGAGCAGGAGAAAGAGCAGUGCGCACUGGAGGAGUCUGAGGAUGAAGAAUGUGAAGAGGUCAGACAGGUGGAGUAUGAGCCUGAUGCAGAAGAGAAAGCCAUGCUGAGAGAAGAGUUCCUCAGUCAGAUGCACCAGCGCUUCUUGGAUGGCAAAGAUGACUUUAACUACAGUGAAGUAGAUGAGAAUCCAGAUUAUGAUAAUCUGGAUAUUGUAAGUCGUGAUGCAGAGGAGCGUUACUUUGAUGAAGAUGAUGAGGAGGAAGAAGAGGAGGAGGAGGAAGAACAAGAGGAGAUGACACAUUAAUCUAUCAUUACUCAAAAUGAUCUAACAAAACAUUGUUUUGAACUGCUUUGCAUAUUUUCUGCUGGGUUUUUUUUUCAUUUGUGUAGAUUGUCUUUGUCUUUAAUUAAAGAGUAUUAUUUUCAGUA
Molecule: messenger RNA, 1461 nt
Organism: Danio aesculapii
Lineage: Eukaryota; Metazoa; Chordata; Actinopteri; Cypriniformes; Danionidae
Gene: ccdc97
Product: coiled-coil domain containing 97
Exons: 6
Coding region: 260-1336 (358 amino acids)
Source: RefSeq, a predicted model, not a curated record